Aspergillus tanneri is the source of this 1194-nucleotide messenger RNA. RefSeq names its product putative UV excision repair protein (RadW). NCBI's taxonomy places the organism in Eukaryota, Fungi, Ascomycota, Eurotiomycetes, Eurotiales, Aspergillaceae. The transcript has 7 exons. Gene Ontology annotation, molecular function: polyubiquitin modification-dependent protein binding; ubiquitin binding; proteasome binding. Bases 1 to 1194 code for a protein of 397 amino acids. Gene Ontology annotation, cellular component: nucleoplasm; cytosol. Gene Ontology annotation, biological process: proteasome-mediated ubiquitin-dependent protein catabolic process; nucleotide-excision repair. The record is from RefSeq and is a predicted model, not a curated record.
AUGAAGCUCACGUUCAAAGACCUGAAGCAGCAGAAGUUUGUAAUCGAUGCAGACCCGUCAGAGACGGUCGGCCAAGUAAAGGAGAAGAUUUCCAAGGAAAAAGGCUGGGAAGUUCCUCAACUGAAGCUUAUCUACUCCGGAAAAAUUCUGCAAGAUGACAAGACGAUCGAAACAUACAACAUUGAGGAGAAGGGCUUCAUAGUGUGCAUGGUGUCCAAGCCCAAGGCUUCUUCGUCCACUGCCACCCCAUCACAGGCCCCUUCCACACCUUCAAGAGCCGCUGCUUCGACGCCCGCUGCACCUCCCGCCCCGGUUCCAUCUACGAAUACCUCCGCACCGGCUGCCCCUGCAACUCCUUCCCCGGCUGCGGCUGCUGCCGGCCAGACGCCGUCUUCAUCCUUCAAUGAUCCCUCGGCGCUGUUGAGUGGUUCCCAAAGCGAACAAGUCGUUGCUCAGAUGGAAAGCAUGGGCUUCCCAAGGUCGGAUAUCAACCGUGCGAUGAGAGCUGCUUUUUUCAACCCCGACCGUGCUAUUGAAUACCUUUUGAAUGGGAUCCCAGAUAAUAUCCAACAGGAGGAGCAGCAGCAGCAACAACAACAACAACAGCAGCAGCAGCAGCAGCAGCAGCAGCAGCAGCAGCAGGCUGACACUGCCACUGCUGCUACUGCACAAGAAACACCUGCUGCCUCUGGAGAGGGUGCUGCACCCGCCACGACUGGUGCUGACGAGCCAGUUAAUUUGUUUGAAGCUGCUGCUCAGGCCGGUGGUCAGGAGGGUGGACGUGGAGCUCGUGCUGGGGGUGCUCCGGGCACUGGUGGUGAAGGACUCCCAAGCCUUGAUUUUCUUCGGAAUAACCCCCACUUUCAGCAGCUGCGGCAGCUAGUCCAGCAGCAGCCGCAAAUGCUCGAGCCGAUUCUCCAGCAAGUAGCUGCUGGCAAUCCCCAAAUUGCACAACUUAUCGGACAAAAUGAGGAGCAAUUUCUUCAACUCUUGAGCGAGGAGGAUGAUUCCGCGCUUCCCCCUGGUACGCAUCAGAUCCAUGUUACUGAGGAAGAGAGGGAUGCCAUUGAACGUCUUUGCCGCCUCGGAUUUUCGCGGGACUUGGUCAUCCAGGCCUACUUUGCUUGCGACAAGAACGAGGAGCUUGCUGCGAAUUACUUGUUUGAGAACCCGGAUGACCAGGAUGACUUAUAA